This is a messenger RNA of Dioscorea cayenensis subsp. rotundata (Guinea yam), 864 nucleotides long. RefSeq lists its product as uncharacterized. The transcript is spliced from 3 exons. NCBI's taxonomy places the organism in Eukaryota, Viridiplantae, Streptophyta, Magnoliopsida, Dioscoreales, Dioscoreaceae. Bases 180 to 668 code for a protein of 162 amino acids. The record is from RefSeq and is a predicted model, not a curated record.
UAAAUUAAUAGCACAAAACUUCAGGGACUGUUCACGAAAGUUACAAAAAAGAAAAAUUAUCCGAGGGACUCACAGUAACUUUCGCCUCAACUGUACGGAAAAUCCAACCUAUUUAAACCCAUUUGAAAAAUUUUGAAAUCCAUCUUCGUCUUCAUCGUCGAAGGCUCGAAGCUUCAGCAAUGGCAGCGGCGGCGGCGGCGCUCCGGCAACCAUGGACGACGCUUUGCACUAUAAUGGCCGCCGAUACCUCCAACCCCUCCUACCGCGCUUGCUCCCUCUGCGAUCGGCCCCUCCCCGACUCCCCUUCCUCCUCCCCCUGCCCUCUUUGCAUCCGCCACUCCUCCGCCGCCGGCUCUCACCGCCUCUUCCGCCUUCUCAUCUCCAUCGCGACAUCAGACAAAGUAUUGAUUGUGAUCUGUUUCGAUAGGGCAACACGCGCGAUCUUCGGCGGCAGCGCCGAUGAGUUCUUCGACCUUUGCGAACUCCACCCUGACGCUGUGUGGAUGGCUGGGGAGAUGAUGGUUGGGGAGAUUUGCCGGGUGACGUUGCGGCGGCCGACGAAUGGCAAUGCGGAGCACUUGCGUGCCGUGUCGCUCGUCCCUCUACGCGCUGAGUUCCGGCCGGUGAUUGCGCGGCUGCGGAGCUUGUAUGGAGCUCCGAGUCAUUGAGGUGCGCAUCAAGUGUUUGUUAAAAUGCCCAAAUCGGGGGAUCCCAAUUUUCUAAAGUGAAGGGAAGUGAUAUCACUUUCAGGACUUCUGUGUUUAUUUGUUAGAAAGUGAGAUUAGAACCGAAGAAUUUAAGUGUUGGAUGAAGUUGUAUGAGUUUAAAAAAAAUUUUAGAAGUGAAAAAAAGUUAGUUUUUAUA